CUCGAGAGCUUGGCUGGUGCCCGGGCUCCAGGAAGGAUCCGGAGAUGAGUAGCGAGCGAGAGGAUGGUCUCGCUCGUCUUGCCUACCGGGUUGGGUCGCAAGUAGCCUAACAGACCUCUCGGGCCUAGCUUGCCAUAGGCACCGCCACACCGGUCUAAUAUGGCCGCUGGUGCUAGGACCGGACCCGUUCGUAAAGAGCCAGGGCCAAGGUCCGGAGCCGGAGAUUGCUCCCGGCAUUCCUCGCGGGUGUAACGUGGAUUCCCUUCCCCCCAUUUCCGGGUCCCAAGAGAGGGAGACCCUGGGGUCUUGAAGAGAGUUCUGAGGUCGAGCUUGGUCGGUCCUGUGCGAGGAAUGACAGGACAUCCUGGGCAGUGAAACACAGGCCUUGGUGGCAGGAUGUAGGGAGAAGAUGUUGAAACGUCGUCAGCUUCGCGGCUGCUUUCUAGGGAGCCUUUUGGGUUGAAGUCAUUACCAGUACUAGGAUUUAACUGGACACCUGCCACCAUUGCAGCACGCUGAAACUUCCAAGUACAGCCUUUUGUCACUGAGACAAAGCUCUGAGAUAGUGUGUGUGCCUCUUAAGUUCAUCCAGGACUAGGGGUCUCCGCUGACAAGUUGUAUCCUUGAGCACACAGUGAAUUCUUUGCAAACGUGUAUUGCAGGUAACAUGGCUCAGGGCUUGAUUGAAGUGGAGCGAAAGUUUGUUCCAGGGCCUGACACGGAGGAAAGGCUGCAGGAGUUGGGGGGCACUCUGGAACACCGGAUCACCUUCCGAGACACCUACUAUGAUACUUCUGAGCUAAGCCUUAUGCGGUCUGACCACUGGCUGCGACAACGACAAGCCCAGCUCUUUGAACUAUUGGGGGCUGAGGAGCCGGAGAUUGCGGGUGUAGCUGCUGUCUUGGCUCCACUGAAGCUGCAGGAAGUAGCUAGUUUUAUAACUACACGAAGUUCCUGGAAGCUGGCCUUAUCUGGAGCCCAUGAACAGGAGCCACUGCUCAGAGUGGAUCUGGAUUCGACAGACUUCGGCUAUGCUGUGGGUGAGGUAGAGGUCAUGGUGCAUGAGAAGGCUGAAGUACCAGCAGCACUAGAGAAGAUCUUCAGCUUCAGUAGAAUGCUUGGAGUGCCAGCACAGGAGAAGGCACCUGCCAAGCUCUUGGUAUACCUACAGCGCUUCAGGCCUCUGGACUAUCAGCGCCUGCUGGAAGCAAACGGCUCCAGUGAAGCCACAGGGGACUUCACAUCGUGACAGCAGUUUAUGGGCGUGGGGCUCAUUUUCUAGGAGGGAAGGGAUCUCUCUGAAGCUGCCAUCCACACCUGGACCCACUGUGCCCCUUCCCUUACAACAGAGCCACAUUUGUCUCCAGUUCUACCUGGCCUUUCACCCAUUCUCAGCCUCUCUUCCCUGAGCCCUCCCUCACUGCUUCCCUCAUCCGUCAGAUGCAAUCUGUGGGCCGCCCCUCUCCCCUGGCCGCUAAGCAGCCUCCAUUGAUUUCCGCUCGUGUUUAUAGGAUUUCCACUUAGCCGUGAUCAGUAGUUAAGCACGGGAAAAUCCCUUGCCACCCCCCUCCCGUGGUCGAUGCCAUUGAUUCUGCCAGCAGUUCUGAAGCUGCCUUACAGCUGAGUUAGAGAUGCUGGGAAGCAGCAGGGAUUUCCCUGCCUUGGGGUGUAGGGAAUAGCAACAAGGUGGGGAAAUGGUUGGGAACUUCUGUUAGAAAUCUGGAAAUUCUGCUGGGUCUGCCACUGUGCCCAGAGGGUAGACCGCCCUGUGUGGCAGUUGAGAGAUAAAUUUGCUCUCCAACCCAGAGAGGGGUAGAAAGAAAAUCAUCAUUGUUGAGACAGGUUCCUGGGGUUUCAAGAAGUCAUACUUCCCGUGGAGAAGGCUCUACCCUUGUUCCUACACAUUUCUUUCUCACCAGGUCAGGAUAUGCCUUUUACCCCCUCCCUCAGGUUUCGUAGGUUUCCAUCAUUUGUCGGGGAAGAGGCAGUCUCUUCAGAUUGUGGUGACAAAUAUAGGGCUGGAGUGCCACCUGCUGUCAGCCCUCAGGGGCUGUGUUCUCAGCUGACGGCGUGGAAAGAUUUUAGGUGAGUUGAGGCAGUUUUGAGGCAGGCUAGUUCAGGCAACAGCUUAGCCACCCGGAACUGCACUUGGUUUGAACUGUAUACACCUUUCAUCUAACAAUGCACUUGCUAUCCAAGGAUUCUCCCCUGCAUGUGCACACAUCCUUCUAACAACGCACCUAGGACCCCCACCUGUAUUGAGUUAUGUUUAAUGUCCCACUUCCAACAAAGGAAUAGGCCUCUCCUCCCCCGGCAGCCAUCAAAAAGUACCCUUUUUUGGACAGUUUUUUAUUUGACAGUUUUUAUUCAAACAUUUUAGAAUAUAUCCGAGUAUGGAAAACGGAGCUGACUGGGCUUGGGUUUGGGUGCAAGCAGAGUAAGGCAGACUGUGUCCUUCAGGUGAACUUUUAUGGAGAGUCCCUAUUUACCAUCCCAUGCCUAUGCAGAAUGAGCAUUUGAUUAAAAUCAGAUGCAUCAUGGGAAAGGUCAUGCACAGUGAGGAAAGGCUUACAGAUCCAAACCUGUCAGUUAAAAUAGAGACCACUCAAAUUAUGCCACUUAGCAAUGAACUCCCUUCCCUUAAAACUCCAUUAAAGAAGCAUCAGGCAAUAACCCCGGGCCCUUUUGUACUGUGGCCAUUGCCUGUCACAGUGUAUUUCUGAUUUGUAUCAUCACUUCACUUUUGAAUAAAGUUUCCUUGCUAUUGGCAA
Messenger RNA from Phodopus roborovskii (desert hamster), 2771 nucleotides. It is a transcript of the gene Thtpa, whose product is annotated as thiamine triphosphatase. Bases 668 to 1249 code for a protein of 193 amino acids. The record is from RefSeq and is a predicted model, not a curated record. NCBI's taxonomy places the organism in Eukaryota, Metazoa, Chordata, Mammalia, Rodentia, Cricetidae. The transcript has 3 exons. Gene Ontology annotation, biological process: thiamine diphosphate metabolic process; dephosphorylation; thiamine metabolic process. Gene Ontology annotation, molecular function: thiamine triphosphate phosphatase activity; magnesium ion binding.